This is a messenger RNA of Coregonus sp. 'balchen', 1125 nucleotides long. The record is from the annotation of a GenBank genome assembly. Lineage: Eukaryota; Metazoa; Chordata; Actinopteri; Salmoniformes; Salmonidae.
AUGGAUAGUCAGAGAUACACCAGUCCUGGCGGGUUACGUAUUAAGGAUAGUCAGAGAUACACCAGUCCUGGAGGGUUACAGAAUAUGGAUAGUCAGAGAUACACCGUCUGGAGGGUACAGUAUAUAAUGGAUACGUCAGAGAUCACCAGCUCCUGGAGGGUUACAGUAUAUAAGGAUAGUCAGAUAUACACCAGUCCGGAGGGUACAUUAAUAAUGGAUAGUCCAGAGAUACACCAGUCCUGGAGGUUACAGUAUAUAAUGGAUAGUCAGAGGUACACCGUCCGGAGGUUACAGGUAUAUAAUUUAUAGUCCGAGAUACACAGUCCUGGAGGGUUACAGUAAUAAUGGAUAGUCAGGAUACACCAGUCCUGGAGGAUUAACAGUAAUAAUGGAUAGUCAGAGAUACACCAGUCAUGGAGGUUACAGUAUAAUGGAUAGCUCAGAAGAUUACACCAGUCCUGAGGUACAGUACUAAGGGUAGUCAUAGAUACACCAGUCCUGGAGGGUUACGUUAGUAAUAAUGGGAAGUCAGAGAUACACCAGUCUGGGGGUUACAGUAUAUAAGGAUGUCAGGAAUGACACCCAGUCCAUGGAGGGUGACAGGAUUAUAAUGGAUAGUAGAGCAUUACACAGGUCCUGGAGGGUUUACAGAGUAUAUAAGGGAUAGUCAGAGAAUACACCAGUCCGGAGGGGUACAGUAUGAUAUAAUGGAUAGUCAGAGAGACAUACACCAGUCCUGCGAGGGUUACAGUAUUAAUGGAUAGUCAGAGAUACACCAGAUCCUGGAGGGGUUACAGUAUAUAAGGAUAGUCAGAGAUACACCAGUCCGUGGCGGGGUUAAAGAUAUAAUGGAUAGUCAGAGCUACACCAGUCCUGGAGGGUUUACAGUAAUAGGAUAGUCAGAGAUUACACCAGUCCUGGAGGGUAAAGUAAUAAAAUGGAUGUCAGAGAUACACCAGUCCUGGAGGGUUACGUACUAAAGGGAUAGUCAGCAGAGAGACACCAGUCCUGGAGGGUUACAGUAUAAUAAUGGAUAGUCAGAGAUACGAUUACACCAGUUCCUGGCGGGUUACAGUAAUAAUGGAUAGUCAGAAGAUACAGAUACCCCAGUCUGGAGGGUUAUAG